Molecule: messenger RNA, 3341 nt
Organism: Microbotryum saponariae
Lineage: Eukaryota; Fungi; Basidiomycota; Microbotryomycetes; Microbotryales; Microbotryaceae
Source: the annotation of a GenBank genome assembly
AUGGCCGUAGCAUCAACAUCGACCCAAGACGAUGCCACUUCUUGCACCGAAUCAUCACUGCUCGUCCUGCCGAGUUUGCCCACGCUCGUCGUCCAGGCCUUACCAUGGCUCUACACGCAAUGGAUCAAGCUUGAUCAAGCUCAGUUACAAGGCUAUCAGGUGUGGGCUGUUGAGCAGAGGUAGGUGUCCUACCCCGGGUCUUGGGAUUGGGGUGGGGAGUGUCCGCUGACGACUCGGACUCGGGUGCUGCAUUGAAUGAAUAGGGUCACCGAUCGAACGGCCCUGUUACCCGUCAUCACCGUCGCAACAGGCAUAGACGAACAUGUGGUGUGUAGUCUCACCUCUAGUCUGGAGUUCCGACUUCCACCUUACUAAUCACCUAUUACCUCCCAACAGAUUACCGUCGACCGCUACCAAUUGAACCCGGCCCUCCACCUCACUCCGGACCAACACCGCCAAGCAUGGAACAAGGCUAAAUCUCUGCUCAAAGCUUCCAAUGCGAGGCUAGCCAACGUAUGCGCCCCAAAGCAGCACUCACUUGGUGGUUCCUCUGUGAUUCGGAGCUGACGUGUAUUCGACGCCCCACCCAGACCCACCUUGGCUCGGUCCCCGUCACGGCGUUACCUUCCCUCGCGGCGAUGAACCUCUCUUUGGUCCAAUUACCCGAUGCCGUAGAUUAUGCCAGCGUUAUGGAUGUGCUCUAUCAGAACAUCAACUUGAGGAGGUCGGUACUGUGUUCGCACCCAGUCGGAGCAAACACGUUCGCUCACAGUUUUCGCACUUCUUGCCUUUGCCCACAGACUCGGUAUGGGAGCGAGAAGUAGUCUCGGUUUCGCACCGGCAACGCAAGUCCCGCUUGAUUCCACCCUAGUCAUCACUGAUCUCGGUCAAACUAACCCCCUUAUCGCCUAACCCACCUCAAUAGAUACCCUCAACUCCUCCACUUCCGGCAAACUUUCCACCUCCCCACCCCCACGCCCCGUUCCCACUCCCUCCCCUCCACAAUCACAUCUACCUCAACCCUCUCUCAACCCUCCUCGAACUACAUCAUCAUCGACCUCCUCAAACUGCUGCAACACGCCCUCUCUCUCUUCAACCUAGGGCCGGUGUAUACACCUUCACCCGGAGGCACGUCGACGACGACGACAGACGAUCCUGAACGACCAUUGAGGAAUCGAGAAGGGGAUGGUUUGUUGUGCGAUACGACCCUUUCCGCGCUCGUCAAAUUUCGAAAAGAAUUCGCUUACCCUUUCGUAGGAAUGGAUUCGAAAGCCUCGGGAUCGACUUGGUCGUUGGAGAACGAAAGGGGAGGUGAAAUCAUUCUCACUUCCACACUUUUGGCGGCCCUUUUAUCCCUAAGUUUGGCAACUCGUACACGUAUGGUCCUUCAAGGCGCUCAGAACGUACCCAAGGAUCCUUUUGAAAAAAGAAGGAAAUUCGUUCGUUCUGUCGCGGCGUUCAAGAAGGAGUAUAGGAUGGAAGAAGAGGGCGAAGGGAAUGGGUGGAUCACGACGUCUUUUUUGGAGCGGUUGAGAAGGGAGGGGAGGAAGGGGAGGGGUAAAGAAGGGGAGACGGCUGGGAGGAGGAAAGUCGUAGGAAAGGUUUUGAGUGUCGUUCCUGGAGUCGGUGCAGGGAAAGGGGGGGACAUGCAUGACGAAGAUCAGGAGCACGGGUCGAUCAAGGACGACUCGCAUAGAGAUCAUCGCGUGUUGACGAGACGACUACACAAACCACGCCUAGGCGAUCUCGAAACGACCGAAUUGGAGGCGUUGGUCGAACACAUGAAGAACGGCUCGGUUGGGGGUGUAUUGACGGCGCGACUGUGGGAUUUGACGAGGAAUCGGAAGGAGAGGAGGGAGGAAGAGAGGGAACGCAAGAGGGAGGAAGUGGAAGAGGGGAGCGCGACGGAUGGAAUUGGUGCAACCUGGGGAGGUGCGGGUGGGGGUACUACGAGCGGUGAGGGAGAGAUCUUUGGGUUUGGAAGAGGGGUCCUCAAAGGAGUUAGGCAGCGGGCGGGGAGAGCGGUGGGCAAGAUUGGGGAUGGGUUGGGCUUCAAUGAUGCGAGUUCGGCCGCGGCGGGUAAUCAUGGCAAGGAGACGCCGAGCGUCGUCAUUUCUGCGUGAGUCAGAUUGGGUCUCAGAGGUCCGUUGGAGGACUAAGCGCCGCUCUGAUGCCCCAUGUAUGAUCUCAGACCCGCGGGUUACGACCUCCGUCAUUCCUCAACCGGCGAUUCGGCAUCUCUCAAUUCUCAAUCCUUCGCCUCGCGUAUCGCCUCAGCCCUCACAACCGAACACACCAUGAACCCUCUCCCUUCCGUCGUCCGUAAUCGAUUCACCAACAGUCAGUCCCCUCCUGCUGUGGCUCGAUCAAGUAAUUCUACGGCCACGCCGGGGAAUGGGUCUAUCAAGAGUCGUGAGAAGGAGGAUGGUGGGGUAGUGUUGCCGAGUUCGUUGAGGUCCGAGACUUCUUCGGUGGUGCAUUUGGGGGUGGGGACGUUGGAUUUGAAGUUGCCAAGGAGGACGGUUAGUGCUUCAAAUAUGGGGCAUGGGGGGAAUGCGCCGUCGUCUUCUUUGGGAAUGGGAGGGUGGCAUGGCAUGACCGACGACGAUGAGGAAGAAGAAGCGAUUAAACGUGACGAACAAGGUUCAAGGCGUCGUCACUCGUUCCACACCCUCUCUACCCUCGAAGAACCUUUUCAACACCUAUCCCGCCGUCGUCUCGAACUUGACGUCGAACUACGCUACGCAGCAUGGUCCCUCAAAAGGAAGGAGAAGAAUCUCCUCAAGAUGAAAAUGGCUCUCAGGAACGUCUUGCAAGCGUAUGGGAAGGCGGUUGAGCAGGUUGAGAAAGGGGAUCAGGUAGAGGUGGCCGAUGAGUUGGUGGAGAGGAGUGAAGCGCUGUUGGAUCGGUUCGAUUGGUUCACGAGAUCGAAAUCGUCAACAUUGGGGGAAUUGGUCGAUUCGACGAAAGAAGCCUUGUAUGGCGCCGAUCGAUUGAGGAAGCGCGUUGACGAGAUUGAGAGUAUGGAAGUUUCUCUUGCGGAUUCGUUGGGGAAGAAGAAGGUGGGGGAAGGGAUGAGGACGGGAAAAAGCGGACUGGAGGAUUUGGUGGAGAAGGCUCGAGCGCAGACGGGCGGAUUGAUGAGGAAGGUUGUGCAGGGGUUGGAGAGAUGGGGGGUGGACGGGUGGUUGGAGUGGUUUAGGGAUGAGUUGGACGUGCCUGCUCGGAUUGGGGAGGACGCCAUGGGUUCCGAGCACGACGAGGGGGGGUCACAGGUGGAGGACGGGGGACUGAAGGGGGAGAUGGUAAGGGUGCUGAAUGGGGGCGGAACAGACGGAUGA